UUAAAGUACCUCCUAUUUGGAUUCCAUAUAAUGUAUCAAUGGCUGAGAAGAGUUGGCAGAACAAUUUAUCUACAUCUGUCUUAUUGUUUGUUUGACAAUACUCAAUAAAGCACCGUACGUCAGCUUGGACAGCAUUAUGAAUUGGAAGAUUAUCAUUGCCACUUGUAUUAUGGUUUUAACUGUUUUAACAUAUACAGGUACCUAUUUUAACUUUGGAAGCUCUUUUGAAUAUUCACAUAUGAACAACUUUACUAUAAAACAGAUAUAUUCAAAACAUUUAGUAGAAAAAUGCAGCAAGGAGUUUCUGCUGAAGGUUCUGUUGAAAAACAAUGUGUCGUACACUGAAGGAUCAUGGGUAAAUGAUACGUGGAAACCAAGCAAAUGUGAGUUCUCAAAUGGCAAAUCAUUUCUUCCAAAAUGUCUUCCAGACUUAAAAAUAAGAAAAAUGUUGAUAUUGGGAGACUCUAAUGGGCGACGAUGGGGAUAUGCGGCAUUGAGAUUACUUCAAAAGGAAUACAAAUGUAAUGUAGUGAAAAAGGAAAUUGAUGGGAAUAGUGAUCCGACAGAAGAAUACUUUAAAGAGGUGAAAGACACAAAAUUCCAUAAAAGGGAUUGUAUAACUUGUACUUCAUUUCUAUACCAAUGUGUCACCAAGCAACCAAUUAAUUCCCAUUAUACAACUGAAGUUUCCCAUAAUGCGAGUGGAGUAUCCCAUAAUGCAACUGUACAGGCGUUUACACAUAAGCUCGACAUUGAAUACUUAGCAAUGGAGUAUUACAUGGACAAUGAAAUGAUAACCCAGAGAAGGUCAACACAAUGUAAAAAUGCAAAUAAAUACCCGUUUAAUUCUUCCAAAUAUGGCAGUUAUUGUGGUGAAUCAAUGACGACGCAACAGUUCAUUUUCAAUGAAUAUCUCUACACACAGCCAAACUACCCAACCCUUAUUGUAAUCAUUGGGAAUCACCAUGAACCAGAAAGGCGAGUUUACUCCGAUCUUAAACGGGACCUAACAUGGUUCCUUGAGCUAUUACAGCAAGUAGUUCACAAUGAUACGAGAGUUUACUGGAUAGAGUCGACAUAUGUCUCGAAAAAAUGGAAUAGAAAACAUGAAAAAUACGAGGAAUAUAAUCGUUGGGCUUUACAAGUGAUAUCCAAAUACUAUAAGUCAAAUCCAAGUCUUUUUUAUCCUUUUUACGGAAUAUUUGACUUGAGUAAAAAUAAAACAGAGUGGUAUAAAGAUGGUAUGCAUUAUAAUGAGAAACUGUACACUGCAUUUAUGGAAUUAUUUUUUAAAACUUUAUGUGAAUAACUACGAAACUAACUUCAUCAGUUUCAAUAUUCAUUGUCAUAUGACCUUAUUUUACCAAUAACAGUUCUCUAUUCGUGGUCAUGUGACCUUAUUUCACCAAUCACAGUUUUCUUGUCAUGAUCUAGUCGGACCUUAUUUCACCAAGAACAGUUCUCUAUUCAUGGUCAUAUGACCUUAUUUCACAAAUCACAGUUCUCUAUUCAUGGUCAUCUGACCUUAUAUAUAUCACCAUAGCAUUUCUUAAUUGUCUUUCAUAUUUGACUUCACUGGAUGGUGUCAUUUAAUCUUAAUUAGCAAUCUACUUCAUAUUCGAAUAUGACUGUAUUCACGCCUUCUAUAAACUGUAAACAAAGUCACCAUUUCACCAGGGGGAUAUUCGCGAAGAAUACCCCUG
Owenia fusiformis is the source of this 1703-nucleotide messenger RNA. The record is from the annotation of a GenBank genome assembly. Lineage: Eukaryota; Metazoa; Annelida; Polychaeta; Sabellida; Oweniidae.